Molecule: messenger RNA, 1798 nt
Organism: Aspergillus ibericus CBS 121593
Lineage: Eukaryota; Fungi; Ascomycota; Eurotiomycetes; Eurotiales; Aspergillaceae
Gene: phoB
Product: regulatory cyclin phoB
Exons: 1
Coding region: 285-1493 (402 amino acids)
Biological process (GO): regulation of cyclin-dependent protein serine/threonine kinase activity
Cellular component (GO): cyclin-dependent protein kinase holoenzyme complex; nucleus
Molecular function (GO): protein kinase binding; cyclin-dependent protein serine/threonine kinase regulator activity
Source: RefSeq, a predicted model, not a curated record
UUAUAUGAUAAUUCUCGCUAGUCACAACGUAUCUACUUCCUGUUUGCUGCUCGACUCUGUACUUAACUUCUUCUUCUCCUUCUCCUCCUCCUCCUGCCCUCCCCUCCCCCGCCUUCAGCCUCUUUCCUCCUCGAAGAGCUGAAUCCAUCCACCCCCCCGCAGAUCACGAUGCGUCUGUGCACGCCACCUUCACCCCUCGCAGCAGCACAAGGUUCCGCAGCGUCUGCCAGCUCCGUUGCACGUCGUUCAGUCGUGCGCCCACGUGGUGGCCUCGUUGGGCGGAAAUGCUAGUUUCGUCGCCUUCGCCGUCCGCCGCCCUGCGACCUUCCCCCUCCUCUCCGUCCAUUGCUCAUUCUCACCACUCUCACUCUCAUUCUCGUUCCCAUUCUCACCCCCAACCCCCCCUCCCGUCUUCCUCCUCCUCGUCUUCCUCCCCUUUCGCCUCCAUUCCUCGACAUCCUUCGCAUCAGCAUUAUGAGCCCCCCGGGCCCGCUUCUGCUGCUGCUGCAUCCAAUCCCCGUUUUGAACCACAAUCCUCCCGUGCGGCCAUCGAAGAGCUUCGAUCGGCCUUGAACCGGCACACCGUUGGAUCGUCGCCCCCCGGGCCCUCAGGGGAUUUCCCUCGCGGUCGCAUGUCCGCUGGGCUGACCUCCUCUGGGGGCGGAAGUAGCACCACGUCUCAUCCGCCUGCUGACGCCGCCAUUCCCGCCUCCAAUCCCACGCACCCUCCUCUGGAUCGUCCUACCAAUAACGUGUCCGCCUCUGCCGUUCCUGCAGCCUCCGUUCCCGCCCCGAGCUCUCAGCCCACGUCUACCUCCCCGAUGCCUGCCCCCAAUAGCGCCGGCUCCGGGUCCAACAAGCGUAACAGCCCCAAUGACGCCCCUGCCGGCGAUGAGCGGGCAGCGGGCCUGGGCCACGCCGACCUCGAAGGUUCGCAGACGAAACGAAUGCGACCGGACAAGCCCGAGGUUAAGUUGCUGCCGCAACGUUACGAGUUGGCGGAUCCUCGAGAUAUUGUUGUGUUGAUCUCCAGCAUGCUGAUGGAGCUGAUCCGGUUCAACGAUAAAAUCCCUUUGAACCAAGGCCGCUUGACUCGCUUCCACUCGCGGUCGCCGCCACGGAUCUCAGUACAAGACUACCUCCAGCGACUUACCACCCACGCCACAUUGUCGCCCCCGAUCCUCCUGAGCAUGGUCUACUAUAUCGACCGCCUCUGCGCGCUGUAUCCGGCUUUCACCGUGUCCAGUCUGACGAUCCAUCGGUUCCUCAUCGCGAGUGCCACGGUGGCCAGCAAGGGCCUGAGUGACAGCUUUUGGACCAACAAAACAUACGCUCGGGUGGGCGGUAUCACCAUGACGGAGCUGGCUCUCCUCGAACUGGAGUUCCUGUUCCGCGUGGAGUGGCGCAUCGUGCCUGAGCCCGAAGUGUUGGUCGACUACUACAAGAGUCUAGCCGAGCGAUGUGAUGGGUAUGCGAUCGCACGUGAUAGUUGAUCCUUUUCCGAUGCGACACAUUUUCAGUGCCCGUGUGUCACACGAAGAUUUAGAUGGCUUGCAUAUAUUUCUGGGCUUGGAUGGUGCGAGCUAGGGCUUAUCUGGAGGUUGUGGGAACCCGAUGUGUUUGUACCAGUACAUAUAACACACAUACACGGACAUGGAGUUGAUGUUGUUUCUGCAUAGUUUGAUGGCGGGGAGCGAUCGAUAUCCUUACGGCUGGUGUUGUUUCUUUACUUUCAUUGCUUUUUGUGUCCUCGACUUCUCUUUCUUCCUUGCUUUUUUUUUGAUUUUUUUUUUUUUUU